This is a messenger RNA of Aspergillus calidoustus, 601 nucleotides long. NCBI's taxonomy places the organism in Eukaryota, Fungi, Ascomycota, Eurotiomycetes, Eurotiales, Aspergillaceae. The record is from the annotation of a GenBank genome assembly.
CACAACAUCAACAAAUUUCGCCAUGGCGGAAAAAAUGAUUCCAAAGGAACAAGUUGAUCGGUCAACUAUCCAAUCCCUAAUGGAAACAGGCAAAUUCGUGAUGAUUUGUCCUAUUGCUCCAGUACCCGGAGACAAUUCCUCUAUUGCAACAUCGAGUCCUGCGAAUGUUGGCACAGAACCGAAGAAAUGGACCGAGAAUGCGACCGCUUCAAAAAAAAUUCAAAAAAAAAGAAUCUCACCUCUACCUCGGAGACUUCGAUUACCAGUGCCGACGCAAAGCCGGUGAAACGUUCUGUGGAUAAUGAGGAAAUUGUCAACCAACUUCCGCAAGACCGCAAAAAGAAGAAGCUGAAUGCCUCUCAGCUGAAGCAGAAGAGAAGAUAUGUGACCAAGUGGCAAGGAAUACUUGACGAAAAUUCGGGUAAUGGUUCUCAUGUAGCGGAAGGAGAUUCGGGCGCGAAAGGAGCCGAAGAUGAUGACCAGUUUGUAGUAGCCGUGGACGGAAAACUCGCUCUUGACGAAACUAUGGACGACGACUUUGAAAUUGAUGUAUCCAAGUAGUCUAGUACAGAAUGUGACAUUGUCUACAACCGUUUGAAAG